Molecule: messenger RNA, 725 nt
Organism: Psammomys obesus (fat sand rat)
Lineage: Eukaryota; Metazoa; Chordata; Mammalia; Rodentia; Muridae
Product: aldehyde dehydrogenase family 3 member B2-like
Exons: 5
Coding region: 1-633 (210 amino acids)
Biological process (GO): aldehyde metabolic process
Cellular component (GO): cytoplasm
Molecular function (GO): aldehyde dehydrogenase (NAD+) activity
Source: RefSeq, a predicted model, not a curated record
AUGACGGCUGUGCCUCCUGCCCUGCAGAAUGCCAUCACGCGUUUCUACGGAGACAACCCUCAGACCUCCCCCAACCUGGGCAGAAUCAUCAACCAGAAACACUUCAAGCGUCUCCAGGGACUGCUGGGCUGUGGCCGCGUGGCCAUCGGUGGCCAGAGCGAUGAGGGAGAACGCUACAUUGCCCCCACAGUGCUGGUAGAUGUGCGGGAGACAGAGCCUGUGAUGCAGGAAGAGAUCUUUGGGCCCAUCCUGCCUUUGGUGACCAUAAGGAGUCUGGAUGAGGCCAUCAACUUCAUCAACAAGCGGGAGAAGCCACUGGCAUUGUAUGCCUUUUCCAACUCCAACCAGGUGGUGAACCAAAUGUUGGAACGUACCAGCAGUGGUGGCUUUGGAGGCAAUGAUGGCUUCCUCUACCUGACCCUACCAGCCCUGCCCCUGGGGGGAGUUGGCCACAGCGGCAUGGGCAGGUACCACGGCAAGUUCUCCUUCGACACCUUCUCCCACCAGCGCGCCUGUCUGCUGCGCAGCCCAGGGAUGGAAAAGCUGAACGACCUCCGUUACCCGCCCUAUGGUCCCUGGAACCAGCAGUUCAUAAGCUGGGCCAUGGGCUCCCAGAGCUGCACCAUCCUGUGAAUGACACCCGAUUCCACCCUCCUGCUGCCCCAGCCCAGAACUACCUGAGCUUUCAGCUGCUCCCAGAUUCCCAGUGGUUCCCAGGAGGCAGG